This is a messenger RNA of Danio rerio (zebrafish), 3525 nucleotides long. RefSeq names its product DIS3 like exosome 3'-5' exoribonuclease (gene dis3l). The record is from RefSeq and is marked provisional. Lineage: Eukaryota; Metazoa; Chordata; Actinopteri; Cypriniformes; Danionidae. Gene Ontology annotation, molecular function: enzyme binding; 3'-5'-RNA exonuclease activity; RNA binding. Gene Ontology annotation, biological process: RNA catabolic process; gene expression. Gene Ontology annotation, cellular component: exosome (RNase complex); cytoplasm.
AGAUGGCGCAGAUUUAUUUAAAAACAAAACAAAUUGCUUAGCACAGUAAAGAAGAAUAGAGGAAAUUGUAUGUUGUUUCUGAAUGUUAUCUUAAACUUUAGCUGAUUAUAGAAGAUCCGAUCAUGAUUAAAACUGAGAAGAUAUUACAUUUGAACAGCUCAAAGGGUAGGAAGGUUCGAGUGGUCCGGGAACAUUAUAUGAGGGAGCAGGUGCCGUGCGGGAGCUCUCUCUGUCAGGCUGACUGUCAGAACGUUGGCAAAGUGCUGUCCAGGGAUGUGACCCACUAUGUGGUCCCGGAUGUUGGAGUGGUUCGGGAUUUUCUGGAGAUCCUGGAGUUCAGGGAGCUUCAGGGAAUCGUGUUGACCCAGACAGCUUACCAAACUGUUCAGCACACCCGUGGACGCAGGCAUUAUAACCGACUACGUUCUUUACUGAAGGAUCCUCGUCACGAUUGUGUGCUCUUUGCCAAUGAGUUUCAGCAAUACUCCUACUGCCCCAGAGAAAAGGGUGAGUCCCAGGACAAAUGGCAUACAAGAAAUGUGUACAAUGCAGCAGUUUGGUAUUAUAAUCAUCUGGCUGGACUCCAACCAGUGGUCAUGAUUACUGAAGACAGAGAUGCUAUUUCAGAAUUUAGUGCUUCAAACAGUGGAGUUUUUGUCAUUUCAACUCAGGAGUACCUGUUAGGUUUCUGGCCGGACCUGCAAGCUGCACAUGAUCUGUACCACUCCAUUGCCCAGACGCUUCAGGAGAGAGAGAAUGAUGGAGCAGAGAAAGUGUACACUGAACACCUGCCUGCAGAGGUGCUGGAAGCUGGCAUUAAAUCUGGAAUGUACAUCCAGGGGAUCCUCAGUGUGAACAAGCACCGUGCGCAGCAUGAAGCCUUUGUCCGUUAUGAGGGUUCAGCCAGCAAAAAUACAGAGCUCAACAGUGAUGUGCUAAUCAAUGGCGCAAAACAUCGCAAUCGAGCCGUGCAUGGAGAUGUGGUUGUCAUUGAGCUGUUUCCCCGUAAUGAGUGGAAGGGCAGGACUAUGGCACUAACAGAAGGUCAGGGGGAGGAGCGCCCACUAGAGGACACACAGAGUCAGCCUAUGCCCACAGGCCGGGUGGUGGGAAUUCUGCAGAGGAACUGGAGAGACUAUGUUGUGACUUUACCUCCUUUUGAGGAGAUGCAGUCCCAAAGCCGAAAUUCACAAAAAAUUCUGGUUGUUCCAUGGGACUACCGAAUCCCCAAAAUCCGUAUCAGCACACAGCAGGCUGAGGCGCUGCAGGACCAAAGAGUGAUUGUGCGUCUGGAUUCAUGGGAAAGUACUUCAGUCUACCCAAAUGGGCACUUUGUGAGGGUUCUGGGGAAAUCAGGCGAGCUGGAGACUGAGAUUCAGACCAUACUGGUGGAGAACUGCAUUCAUGUGCCACCUUUCUCAGAGGCGCAGCUGCGAGAGAUGCCUGUUAAUACAGAGGAGAACCCAUGGCAGAUGGACAGCAAUGAGGUUUCCUCUCGCCGGGAUUUAAGAGACUCUCACCUGGUGUUCAGUAUUGAUCCUAAAGGCUGUGAGGAUGUGGACGACACCUUGUCUGUGCGGACUCAGCCUGGGGGAAAACGGUUAGAGCUUGGUGUCCACAUUGCUGAUGUGACUCACUUUGUCAGAGAGGGCUCUCUAACUGACCUGGAGGCGAGGUCCAGGGCAACCACUUACUACCUGGCUGAUCGCAGAUAUGACAUGCUGCCUGCGGUGCUGAGUGCUGACCUGUGCUCUCUGCUGGGAGGGGUGGACCGAUAUGCCAUGAGUGUGCUGUGGGAGCUGGAUGCGGAGACUCUGGAGGUGUGUUCGGUCUGGUUUGGCCGUACUCUCAUCCGCUCCUCGUAUCAGCUUCACUAUGAGCUGGCCCAGAGCCUGCUGAAUGGGGAGGAGGUUGAGGUACCUGAGCUAAACCCACUCAAAGGCUCACAGCGGGACCAGAAAAUGUCAGAGCUCCUGCAGGCUCUGGAGACCCUGACGAGGGUGGCAAGGCACCUCCGGGCACAGCGGGAUAAAGGUGGCGCUCUGGAGUUGGAGGGGGUGGAAGUGAGGGCUCAGCUGGAUGAGGAGAAGAACAUCACAGCACUCGUGCCCAAACAGCCACUGGAGGUUCACGAGACUGUGGCAGAGUGCAUGAUCUAUGCCAACCACUGGGUGGCACGCAAGAUACAAGAGAGCUUUCCACAUCACGCUCUUCUGCGUCACCAUCCACCACCCAAGCAGGAGUUUUUCAAUCACCUGAUUGACAGUGCCAAGGCCCAUGGUUUCAGUAUUGAUACAAGAUCAAACAGGGCUUUGGCUGAUUCUCUGGAACGUGCUGUGGAUCCUCGGGACCCCCUGGUGAACAGGUUGUUGAGGAUGAUGGCCACCCAGGCAAUGUCUAAUGCCCUUUACUUCUCUACGGGAUCCUGUCCAGAGGAGCAGUAUUAUCACUAUGGUCUUGCUCUGGCUCGAUACACUCACUUCACCUCUCCAAUCAGACGAUACGCAGAUGUAAUAGUUCACCGGCUGCUUAUGGCUGCCGUUCAGCUGGAGAAAGACGAAUCGCCAAGCAAAACGUUGGCCUGUAACAAAGAGCUUGAGGAGCUGGCUCAACACAUCAACAACAAAAACAGAGCAGCGCAGCAUUCACAGAAGCAGUCCAUUGAGCUCUUCCAGUGCAUGUACUUCAGAGAUAAAGACUCACACACAGAUGAGCGCUGUGUGGCUGAUGCUGUCAUCUAUGCUGUCAGAGCAAACGGCUUUCUUGCUUUCGUGCCACAGUAUGGUUUAAAGGGAGCUGUGUAUCUCAAGGACAGAGAAGGUCAGGUGAUCAGUGUUGAUGGAGAUGGAAAGUGUGAGUGGAAGCCUGGGACAUUGCAGAAAUACUCAGACAAGAUCAUCACCAGCACGAGCACUGGAACCCAUACCUUUUACCUUUUUAACCAUGUUACAGUUCGUAUCUCUGUUGAACCCUCCCGUUGCCAUGCCGACAGCCUAAAUCUGGAGCUUAUCAGCAACAAGCCCCACUGCGCUGUGCAACCCGAGUCUCAGCCAGCUGGUGGAGGACGGUCUGGGCUGGUUGAAGAGGUGGUGCGCUGGGCAGAAGAAGCCUCGCUUCAGGCGGAAGAGCAGAGAGGGAGGAAACCCAAACUGAGCAAAGAGGAGAAGCAGUUCAGACAGAGUAAAACACCUAACCUCUAUGUCCUCUUACAGGAGAUCAGUGAACUCGCUCUGAUGGAUCUGUCCAUCUGCCAAAUCACUAAUUCAGAGGAACAGACUUGCACUGUGUCUUCUUAGCCUAUGUUGGUGGUGGUUCUAUUGUUGACUGGACAGAAUGUUUUGCACUGAGAGCUUUUGGGAUGGUUUGGUCAUUUUUGGUAGAUUCAGACCUUGUGUAGAGCUGCAUUGACAUGCAUAGAGAUAAACUAGAAAACAUUAAGGACUAAUUAAUCCAGGCUCCUUGGAUAUAUUUUUGGUGUUCUCAAUUGCAUUUGAUAGAAUUCUCAGAAUAAAUAAUAUGACUGCA